Messenger RNA from Amoebophrya sp. A25, 1447 nucleotides. Lineage: Eukaryota; Dinophyceae; Syndiniales; Amoebophryaceae. The record is from the annotation of a GenBank genome assembly.
UCUCCCUCCCAGUCGGUGCGUGGUCUCUGUUAAACAACUCCUUCAGCUAGGUUAAUAAGUCUAAGCGUAAAAGUGUAGCCAAGAGCUAUAAGGGAGUAAGAAAGGUAAAAGCAACUGUCGCCAUCGUUAUACUUAGUUCCAUCGCUAUCGGUUGCUGUGUCGUCUGCUCAACAGAGAAAGUCUCACUUCGUAAGUCAACCUCAAGUCUAGUUAAGUGCCAGGUCGUUGGCUUAUCUAAUCUACCUAUCUUUGCUCCAUUUUGUGUCUCUCGUUUUUUCCCUUAUUGCUCUCUAAGGCAUUGACAAAACUUCCAAAGAAUUAGCCCACUCGUUGGAGCCGAUCCCCGGGUAAGUCGUCCCCCUUUAUCCCUCACUUAUCUCUUCAGAGACUGUGGCUCGGUAUAACCUACCUUUUUCAUGACUUCACAAAAAAAUACCUGAAUGAUCUAAUGGAACAGAUUCUGUCGACAUAUUAUUCUUAUUUACGAACCACGAUUUCGUCUUCCUAUGCUCCAAAGAUAUCAAGCGGUCGGCGAUGCCGCUUAAUUUAAUUGAAUACGGUUACAAAAAAGAGUUGGUUUGUAUUUAGCAAGGUCCGUUUCGUUUUUUACCCGAUCUAUCUGUUGCUAGUGUAGUUAUGUGAGUAAUCCAAAAAUCAUGUAGGUUCUCUUCGUCAGUAACCUCACUCCACGCUGAGCAGGCAUGUAAUACCCUUGCAGGUUGGCGCACUUGCUCCCAGGGCCCUACAUUGUUAGGCUGUGCCUUAUCUGUUCUACAGAGGCUAUUGGGUUAUAGCUCUCUCAGAUAGUCUUAGAGUUUGGCCGUUGUGACGCGGUCUUCUUGCUCCCCCGGUAUGUAAGUUUUUAAAUGAGGUUAUUUAAGUAGUUGAAUGGGAGGCAGCGUGUAGUCCUAUGGGAAAAAAAAAAACGCCGCAGAUUUUGUGCGAGUAAUGAAUGAGUGAAUGAAUGAAUUGAGAUUGAGUAUUCUUCUGAUUCUUUCAAAAGGUGCCAUUGAGUACCUGUGCCAGUGCAACUAUAUGUAGAUGAAGCACAAGAAUAAAGUUUAUGCUACGUCGAGAGAAGAAGCACUUGAUCGGCAAUCAAUAAUUACGACUUUACCACUCCAGAGACGAGACAAAGAAAAAGCUAUUACGAUUUCUUAGGACGACUGGAAUUCCAUUUGCUAUUUGGUUCUUGAUCAACCUAAGACGUUUAAGUACUUUUCUUUUAGAAACAAACAAGUUUUUAAUUCAUUGUUAGUUUUGGUCUUGGAUUUAUUUUGGCUAAGAGUAAUCACAUUUUAGGAGCAGCAACAACAACAUUCAAGGUCUUCCUCAUUGUUAAGACGGAGAAGAAAGAGCUAUCAGUCACGAGCAAUAGGGUUAACAGGAGAUUGAAAGAACUUGAACAAAGAAGAAGUAAGUAAGUACUCAACUACUAGCGCGAGAA